AUGAUUAAAAAGAGGAAAUUAAAAAUUGACAGUAAGUGCAAAAGAAUUCCUACUGAAAAAGAUGAUGAAUUAAAAAUUGAAGAAGACAAUAGGAAGAAUUCCAAAGAAGGAAAAAUAGAAGAAAGACACCAUAAUGAUGAAAAGAAUUUUAUAAAUUUAGAAUCUUCAAAAAAAUUAAAGGUACUUCAACAAAUGAGAAUGAAAAAGAAGGGUAUUAGUACGGAUAAUUUAAAUUAUGAAACGAAAGUAAUAGAGAAACACGACAAUGAAAAGAAAUUAUUAGAUAAACAUUUUACAAAAAAUAUAACUGAAAAAGAAAUUGAAGAAGCACAUAUAGAAUCAUUUAUUAAAGAAAAUAUGACAGAAUUUUAUGAAGAAUUAAAUAACAAGAGAAAACAACAAAAAGACCAAGAUCAAGAAACAAAAAAAAAACAAGCAAACAAUAAUAAUGAUCUUAUUAAUGAUUUAUAUAAAUUAUCUGAUCAUUUAAAAAUUAAAAGUACAUUUGAAGAUACGUCGGAAAAAUUAAACUGUAUCACUGGAAUUACUGAGGUUCCUAUACCUCUAGAAGUUAAAAUGAAAAAUAUUGAAGAAACGGAAAAAUAUAAAAGACAAAUUUUGAAAAAUUUACAUAAUAUGAGUAAAAGUAAAAAAGGAACCUAA
Plasmodium adleri (nom. inval.) is the source of this 663-nucleotide messenger RNA. RefSeq names its product conserved protein, unknown function. Gene Ontology annotation, biological process: mRNA splicing, via spliceosome. The transcript has a single exon. NCBI's taxonomy places the organism in Eukaryota, Apicomplexa, Aconoidasida, Haemosporida, Plasmodiidae. The record is from RefSeq and is a predicted model, not a curated record. Bases 1 to 663 code for a protein of 220 amino acids. Gene Ontology annotation, cellular component: spliceosomal complex.